Staurois parvus is the source of this 320-nucleotide messenger RNA. The record is from the annotation of a GenBank genome assembly. Lineage: Eukaryota; Metazoa; Chordata; Amphibia; Anura; Ranidae.
CGGUGGUGCGCUGUGUCCCUCGGACACAGUGGAUCACCGAUCUACAGAAAGAGCCGAAGAUGUCGGCUCCGUCAUGUGAUCAACUGUGUCCAAUCACAGCUGAUCACUGAUCAUCAGGGCACUAUCAAUGCCAGUCAGUGCCGCCUAUCAGUGCCACCUAUCAAUGCCAGUCAGUGCCGCCUAUCAGUGUGCAUCAGUGCCGCCUAUCAGUGCCAGUCAGUGCCACUUAACAGUGCCAGUCAGUGCCGCCUAUUAGUGCCAGUCAGUACCGCCUAUCAGUGCCAUAUAUCAGUGCUGCCUUUCGGUGCCCAUCAGUGAUG